Setaria italica (foxtail millet) is the source of this 683-nucleotide messenger RNA. RefSeq lists its product as uncharacterized. The transcript has a single exon. The record is from RefSeq and is a predicted model, not a curated record. NCBI's taxonomy places the organism in Eukaryota, Viridiplantae, Streptophyta, Magnoliopsida, Poales, Poaceae. Bases 85 to 423 code for a protein of 112 amino acids.
AAAAUGAAUCCAUUCCAGCCCUCUCGCCUCCCGUUUUGUUGAGCGCGACGAUCGGAGAUUCGGAGUCCAGCCCCGCAGGCGAAGAUGGCGGACGUCAGCGGCGACGGCUUCGGGGGCCGGCGGCCGCUUGGGCUGCUGGCGAACGCGAGGAAGCGGAAGGAGGGGUUCGUGCAGCUGUUCCUGAUGGCAGGCGUCUUCAUGAUGAGCCUGCGGUCCCUGGGCCAGAAGCACCGCCUCCGCGACCUCGCCGAGGACGCCGCCGACCUCCGCCGCGAGCGCGACGUCCUCUCCCACCGCAUGCGGGACCUCCAGGACGCGCUCCGCCGCGAGGCCGACGCCGACGCGUCCGGCGCCCUCGCGUCCCACCUCCGCCGCAUCUUCACCGCCCACCCCGCUCCAGCCACCGCCGCGGAGGACCAGUAGGCCGCUCGCCCCCCUAGAAUCCUUCCCCGCGUUUUUGUUCCAUGAUUACGCCUUUGCCUGUGUAGCUGUGAGGGCUUUCGCGUGUGUUCUGUUGUUGCAACCUCUCAUUCCAUGGCAGCGCACGCGUUGUGUUUGUGGAAAUGCCGCAGAGGGCUGCCGGAUUUGCAGCGAGCUGCCUGAAAUUGUUGCUACCUCGAGACACGUUGUUGAGGCUUUAAACUUGUUCAUGAUUCAGAUUUCCCAAAGCUCUUUUACUUCUA